GACCACCACGGAACCCCGAAAGUUUACUCCCAUCAUCUAAAUUCUUCGUAGCCACGUGCACCUCAUGCGCCAUCUUCUUCUACCACCUAGUACCGGCGUAAUACGCACCAUGGUGCACGUUAGCCUGACCGCCACACUCUGAUCAAAAAUCCUAGUUCUGUGGCUCAAACUCUGAAAUUUGAUGUUUCCGAGAUCGUCAUAGCUUCGACGAGUUUUAUUCUCUUUUGGUGAUAAGAUGAUGGGUUCAGAGAACAAUCAGGGUUUCGAGGAGGCACACCUAUAUGCGUCGCGGGAAGAAAUGGAGAAUCUGGUACUCGAAGAGGCGUUGAACAACGGGACAAGUAGCAAAGCGUACUCCAAUCAUUGGAGUGAGAGGUCAGCGCUGGCCGAGACACACCACCCGCUGUCGACGCCGAACGUCACUGCUCCGGCAGACUCCGAUCCACUGCUGUGGUCCCCACCUUAUCGCGAUCUCCAGAACCCCAACGUUCCCGAGAACUCCUCGUACAUCGAGCCUCCUGCUUAUGCCGACGUCAUUUUCAGUUCAUUUGACGAGAAGUCCGCCAGUGAAAUCAAUGGGGUCGAUAGCCCAUCUCAGAGUUCUGACAGUGCCCUCUCCUUUUCCAGAUCCCCGUCCUCCUGUUCCGACUACAUAAAAAUCACAGUAUCAAAUCCGCAGAAAGAGCAAGAGACCACGAAUUCGCUCGUGCCAGGAGGUAAUACUUACGUGACGUAUCUGAUUACUACCAGGACGAACAUUCCGGAGUUCGGCGGAUCUGAAUUUAGUGUGAGGAGGAGGUUCAGAGACGUCGUCACAUUAUCCGAUCGGCUAGCGGAGGCAUAUCGCGGUUUUUUCAUUCCACCAAGGCCGGACAAGAAUGUGGUGGAGAGCCAAGUUAUGCAGAAGCAGGAGUUCGUGGAGCAGAGGAGGGUGGCAUUGGAGAAGUACCUGAGGAGGCUGGCGGCUCAUCCAGUGAUAAGGAAGAGCGACGAGCUAAAGGUAUUUUUGCAGGUCCAGGGAAAGCUGCCUCUGCCAACUACCACUGAUGUUGCUUCGAGGAUGCUCGAUGGUGCUGUAAAGCUGCCUAAGCAGUUGUUCGGGGAGAGCUCUGCAGUUGUAGCAACCCACGAGGUGGUUCAGCCCGCAAUUGGAGGGAGAGACCUGUUGAGGCUUUUUAAGGAGUUGAAGCAGUCGGUUUCCAACGAUUGGGGUGGUUCGAAGCCAUCUGUCGUGGAGGAAGAUAAGGAGUUUAUGGAGAAGAAAGAGAAAAUGCAAGCUCUGGAGCAACAGCUCAGCAAUGCUUCACAGCAGGCUGAAUUGCUAGUGAAAGCGCAGCAAGAUUUGGGGGAAACAAUGGGAGAAUUAGGGCUAGCUUUUAUUAAACUUACUAAAUUUGAGAAUGAAGAAGCGGUAUUCAACUCUCAAAGAGUACGGGCUGCGGAUAUGAAGAAUAUAGCAACUGCUGCAGUCAAAGCUAGCAGAUUCUAUCGGGAACUAAAUGCACAAACUGUCAAGCAUUUGGAUACACUCCAUGAGUAUCUUGGACUGAUGUUAUCUGUCCAUAGUGCAUUCUCAGAGCGCUCAAAUGCCUUAUUGACAGUACAGACUCUUAUCUCAGAAUUGUCUUCAUUGCGGUCAAGGGCUGAGAAACUUGAAGCUGCAUCAUCAAAGAUAUUUGGUGGUGACAAGUCAAGGAUUCGAAAGAUGGACGAGUUGAAAGAAACUUUAAGAGUCACCGAGGAUGCUAAAAUUGUGGCUAUCAGAGAAUACGAGCGGAUCAAGGAAAAUAAUAGGAGUGAACUGGAAAGGCUCGACUCAGAGAGGCGCGAGGAUUUCUCUAACAUGUUGAGAGGCUUUGUGCUUAAUCAGAAUUCAUAUAGACUUUUAGAUGAACAGACUGUAGCUGAUGGAAUCAAAGGAUCUGAAAGAAGUGUAACUUGCUACAUUUUUGUGACCAAUCCAAUUAUUAUAUGCCUGUUCUCGAGGGCUUUGAUGGUUAUUUGGUUGCAAUUGCAACUUCUUUUGAGCAGCAGUGGGUGGGAUAUGCGGAGAAAAUUGCAAAUGUGUGGGCAAAAGUUGCAGAGGAGACUAGUGGGUACUCAAAAGAGAGCAUUUGAUUGUAUCGCUGUAAAUUCUAAUAAUCUGUCUCGAAUUUUCUCACGUCUCAUUGCCCUAGGGAAUUUCAUUACAUUGAUAGCAAAUAAGAAGAAAAGGCAGCACGUGGCAGUCCUUAUGUUUCACUUGGAAGGAGUAUUUUAUCUGUUAGAAUUUGAUGUUGUAAAUUGACUUCUUUCUUUGCGUGUUUUGACAUCUAGAUGUAUUAAAAUCGCUAGUGUACUGAUCUUGAGAUGGCGAAGGGACAUGGUAAAAAAUCCCAAUCCAACUGUUUGACAUUCUAACUUUAGUUGUCUCCUGGUCUGGUCUUAUACUACUUACUGACUAUUUAUCAUUCAUGGAUAAACUCAUUUACAAAGUCAUUACCUGUA
This is a messenger RNA of Tripterygium wilfordii, 2487 nucleotides long. Its product is annotated as sorting nexin 2A-like. Bases 236 to 2287 code for a protein of 683 amino acids. Lineage: Eukaryota; Viridiplantae; Streptophyta; Magnoliopsida; Celastrales; Celastraceae. Gene Ontology annotation, molecular function: phosphatidylinositol binding. The transcript has 6 exons. The record is from RefSeq and is a predicted model, not a curated record.